Erythranthe guttata (spotted monkey flower) is the source of this 2238-nucleotide messenger RNA. RefSeq names its product laccase-4. Lineage: Eukaryota; Viridiplantae; Streptophyta; Magnoliopsida; Lamiales; Phrymaceae. Gene Ontology annotation, biological process: lignin catabolic process. Gene Ontology annotation, cellular component: apoplast. The record is from RefSeq and is a predicted model, not a curated record. Gene Ontology annotation, molecular function: copper ion binding; hydroquinone:oxygen oxidoreductase activity.
AAAAAUAAAAAACACUUUAUGUAAAAAGUAAGUAAGAAAUAUGAUAGAGAAAACAAACUUAAUUAGUUUUGGGUAAGAAGACUUAUUUUUCAAGAAUUAAUCGUUUCACCUAACUAAUGAAAAACGACGUAAUGGCAGCAAUUUGGCACUGAUUGUCACCUAUAUAACAUUGAGUUGGGCAGUCAUGGCUAAAUACAACUAGCUAAGAGAGACAUUUCAACUUAAGAACAAAGAUAUAGAUUUAUUACACACACAUACACACACACGAAAAGAAAAGAAAUGGAUUUGCGGGUUCGGGUUUUGAUCCUCGCAGCAUGUUUGCUUCCGUGUUUUGUCGAAUGCGAAGUUCGGCGCUACCAAUUUAACGUUGUGAUGAAAAACACCACCCGUGUGUGCUCGACCAAAUCAAUCGUCACGGUCAACGGAAAAUUCCCGGGCCCCACUAUCUACGCUAGAGAAGACGAUACAGUCCUCAUCCGGGUCAUCAAUCGGGUCAAAUACAACGUCUCGAUCCAUUGGCAUGGUGUUAGACAACUCCGAACCGGGUGGUCAGAUGGGCCGGCAUAUAUAACGCAGUGCCCCAUACAACCCGGACACAGCUACGUGUACAAUUUCACUAUCACUGGGCAAAGGGGCACACUCUUCUGGCACGCGCACAUCCUAUGGUUGAGAUCCACCGUCCACGGUGCCCUCGUCAUCUUACCUAAGCUCGGCGUCCCCUAUCCUUUUCCUAAACCCGACCACGAAUCGGUCGUCGUUUUAGGUGAAUGGUGGAAAUCCGACACCGAAGCUGUCAUAAACGAGGCUCUAAAAUCCGGCCUCGCUCCCAAUGUUUCCGAUGCUCAUACGAUCAACGGUCAUCCUGGACCGAUCUCGAAUUGUCCCUCCACAGGUGGUUUCUCGUUAAACGUUUCACCGGGGAAAAACUACAUGCUACGACUAAUCAACGCUGCACUCAAUGAAGAACUCUUUUUCAAGAUCGCCGGCCACAAACUGACGGUGGUGGAAGUGGACGCCACCUACGUAAAGCCCUUCAAAACGGACACGAUCCUGAUCGCACCGGGGCAAACCACCAACGUGAUCGUAACGGCGGAUCAGGGCGCCGGCAAGUACAUGGUGGCGGCGUCGCCGUUCAUGGACACUCCGGUGGUCGCCGUCGACAACAAAACCGCCACCGCCACGAUCCACUACUCCGGCACGCUCGCCAACUCCCCGACAUCCUUCACCGCCACGCCCCCGCAGAACGCCACCCCAGUCGCCAACAAUUUCGUGAACUCGCUCCGAAGUUUGAACUCGAAGAAAUAUCCGGCGAAAGUUCCGAUGAAAAUCGACCACAGCCUCCUCUUCACCGUCGGACUCGGAAUCAACCGCUGCCCGAGCUGCAAAGCCGGAAACGGGAGCAGGGUGGUGGCGAGCGUGAACAACGUGACUUUCGUGAUGCCGACGGUUGCUCUACUCCAAGCGCACGUGCAAAAUAUCAAGGGGGUUUUCACCUCCGAUUUUCCCGGAAACCCUCCUCACGCGUUUAACUACACGGGGGCCCCACCGGCGAAUUUAUCGACCACGACGGGGACGAAGGUUUACAGGCUGCCGUACAAUGCAACGGUUCAGGUGGUUUUGCAGGAUACUGGGAUCAUUGCACCGGAAAAUCAUCCGGUUCAUCUGCAUGGAUUCAAUUUCUUUGCGGUGGGCAGAGGGUUAGGUAAUUAUAACCCGAAAACGGAUCCGAAUAACUUUAAUCUGGUUGACCCGGUGGAGCGUAACACCAUUGGAGUGCCUUCUGGUGGAUGGGUUGCCAUUAGAUUCCUAGCAGAUAAUCCAGGAGUAUGGUUUAUGCAUUGCCAUUUGGAGGUGCACACAACAUGGGGGCUAAAAAUGGCAUUUUUGGUGGAUAAUGGGAAAGGCCCUAAUCAGUCUAUUCUGCCACCUCCUAAAGAUCUGCCUAAGUGUUAAUUAUGAAUUUUUUUUUUAUUUUUUUUAUUAUUUGAUUUUUUUGAUUUUUGAGAGUAAUUUUCUGGCAAAGAAUGGAGAAGGUUUCAAGACAAACAUCAUGGGAUUGAAGAAUCUAACAAGGUAACAACAGAGUGACACGUGGAGACAAGAGAGAGGUGGUGUGUGUGUGUGUUUGUGUUUGAAUAGUGUAUCUAGUAUCAAGUGCUCAAAGCCAAAGCUAUAUUUGUUUCUUCAGUGAAUUUUUUUUACUCAAUAAUUAUACAUUCAUUGUGAUUGUACACACAU